AUGUGGCCCCUACCAAGGUCACUCGCUGCCCCUCACCUGGGGAACAUGCUCCUUCUUGGGGUGCUGGUCCUCUUGGCAGGCCCGUCACAAACAGGAGGCCAACCCCAGGCCUUCAAAACCUUCUGCCCUACCGAUUGGGGACUGACACACCUGGCCAUCCACAACAAGACGGGGGAGGUCUAUGUCGGCUCGGUCAACUGGAUCUUCAAGCUCUCCAGCAACCUCACCAAGUUGCGGAGCCACAUGACGGGACCCGUGGUGGACAAUGAGAAGUGCUACCCCCCGCCCAGCGUCCAGUCCUGCCCCCACGACCUGGCCCAGACCAGCAAUGUCAACAAGCUGCUGCUCAUUGACUACGCCCAGAACCGGCUCAUCGCCUGCGGGAGCACCUCCCAGGGCAUCUGCCAGUUUUUAAGGUUGGACGACCUGUUCAAGCUGGGAGAGCCGCACCACCGUAAGGAGCACUACCUGUCCAGCGUGGCCGAGUCCGGCACCAUGUCCGGGGUCAUCAUCACCUCCCCGCACGGACCUGCCAGCAAGCUCUUCAUCGGCACGCCCAUCGACGGCAAGUCUGAGUACUUCCCCACGCUCUCCAGCCGCAAGCUGAUGGCCAAUGAGGAGAACGCCGACAUGUUUAGCUUCGUCUACCAGGACGAGUUUGUCUCCUCGCAGCUAAAGAUCCCUUCGGACACUCUCAGCAAAUUCCCUGCCUUCGACAUCUAUUACAUCUACAGCUUCAGCAGCGAGCAGUUUGUCUACUACCUGACCAUGCAGCUGGACACUCAACUCACCUCGCCCGACGUCUCCGGCGAACAGUUCUUCACCUCCAAGAUCGUCCGUCUCUGCGUGGACGACCCCAAGUUCUAUUCGUACGUGGAGUUCCCAAUUGGCUGCACCAAGGAUGGUGUGGAGUACCGCCUCGUCCAGGACGCCUACCUCAGCCGGCCCGGGAAGCAGUUGGCCGACUCUUUAGAAAUAUCAGAAGAUGAGGACAUCCUGUUCACGGUCUUCUCCCAAGGCCAGAAAAACCGGGCCAAACCGCCCAAGGAGUCGGCCCUGUGCCUGUUCACGCUACGCCGCAUCAAGGAGAAGAUCAAGGAGCGCAUCCAGUCCUGCUACAGGGGAGAGGGAAGGCUGUCACUGCCCUGGUUGCUCAACAAGGAGCUGGCCUGCAUCAACUCGGUGAGUCAUAACACCACUGAUCUCUAUUUGAUUCUCUGAUUCAAUUCACUGCCCUUCAAUUCUGAUAUGUCACUCAAAUUAAAUUCACUUUGAUUCCUAUUUUUCACCAUGCUGUUUUCAGAGAGCAUUGAACAAAAGGCCUAAGCUCUAAUGGCUAACCUUGUGGUCUCACUGGAGAUCUGUCGAACUUGAAGAGACCGUAGUUACAACCACCCUGCAAUUGUCAGGGUUUUGCUUCAGACAGUGGUGAUGAAUACAUGGGCCUUCCUCAACACCCCUCUGCCAUGAUGCUGGCAUUUAGCUUUAGUCCCCUUACACUACUUCUGCCUGGGGCCAUCUGUAGGCCAGUCGUAAUUAGCGAGAGGAAGUGCGAAGCGUCGUGACUCUGAACCCAGUUCCCACUCUUCCUGGAACCACUGAGUGCUUUGAUUUAGUCCAACAGAGACCUCAUUAGCCCAGUCCCUGGGAUUUGUGAAAUGUCACUCAAAUGAGUCACACAGACACACACACACACAAAUUCAUUGAGAGAGGGUUGAUCGGAUGCUGUCUGCAGUACUAGGCCCCUCAGCGAAGACAGAGGCUUGGCUGGGGUUCUCUUACUGAUCUACGGUGCAUGGCUGUGCAUGCUUUAGAUAAAUGAAAUACACAGCCCUCAGUCCACAUCUCUCUCGCUCUCCUUCACCCUCUCCUUUGCCUUUUCCCUUCUCUCUCGUCUUCUCUCUUCUUCUUCUCUCUCUUCUUCUUCCUCUUCCUCUUCCUCUCCUCUCCCACUCACUUCUUCUUUCUUCCCAGCAGUCAUCCCUCUUUCUCUCUCUCUCACUCCCCCUCUAUUGUUCCAUCUACGGUCUACCUCUACUUCUUAUUUUCUUUCUUAGCCUGUCAGCUGGUUUUCUCAAUCUCUCUCUUUCUCCCACUUCUCCUUUCAUUCAUUCCUUUCUUUCCUCUUUUGUGCGUUCUCUCUCUUUCCCCCUCUCUUUCUUUCUUAGUCUCUACCACUCUAAUGAUUAGUUGUUUGAUAUAGCGUUCUUAUUAAACAGCGGUAUGGCCCAGCUUGGCGACAGGUGCUACAUGCUAAUGAAGGCCCAUCUACAGCUGUACAUCCUGCACAUAAUGGACUACAAAUGAGUACAGCAGCAGCAACAGCAGGUUACUCUUUAUUACAGUUAAUUACCAAGAGUGCACAGGUGCUUGAAAGAAAGGGAUGUAAAGAGUGGGAAAGAAGGCUGUGAAAAGCCUAGUUGAGUCACGCCGUCUGUCAUUUCUAAAUCUAGAGAGAGGAAGAGAGAAAAAAUAGGGAAUUGUGAAUGGCCCAGUUGAGGCACUCAGCCGGUCGCCUCACUCCUCCUCAGCUACAGUUGAUUUCCUGUCCUCAUGUUCGCCCUUUCUUUCUCAACUCCGCUUCUCCCCGUUAGUGUUAUUUUGACCGUUUUGGAAAUGGGCUAUGGUUCUACACGUACUAAUGUGUCCUCACAAGAAGCAUUUACACAGGAUAACUAUUAUCCAAAGCCAGUUUCCAUGUGAUCUUCUCUCAAAUAACACCCCACAAUCUGCUUAAUCAGUCACAAACCAUACCACACUGACUCAUUCUGAAUUCCCGCUUUUGAAGCCCACUCGUUGCCACAGCUCCCCGGCCCUGGUGGGAGCGGUGAUGUAAGGGCUGCUAUGUUCAGCUGAUUGGAUGGCCCUUGAUCCCGUGGCGUCGCCAGGUCAGGCUUGAGGACUCAUUGAGUAGAAGUUAUCCUGUAAGAACAGGUCUUGGAACAGCUUUCCCCUCCCCACUCUCUUAACCUUAACCAUUGAAAACUGACCUUAGUUCAGUGUCUGGGGGUGAUUUCGGCCCAUUGCUCCGUGAGGGGGUAGAUGAGGUAAGCAGUUGAAACUGGUGUAGAGCUGCUUGGAGGCAAGGCGGAUGGAGGCAGGCAAUUGGCCGGCUGAAGGGUACAGCCUAUCAUGAUGAAUGGUCUCCCGUACUGUCAGCUCCCCUCAUUGCCCCGUAAAUGGACUGGGACGGUGUGUGUGUGAGUGUGUGGAAAGCUCACACAGGUUCACUGUUGCAGAUAUUUAUUAUGUAAUUUUGUCCUGUAUAUUGCACACACACAGACACACACAGAGACACACACACACACACACAAACACAGCUAGCCGAGGCGACCUCAACCAGUGGCGAUGUUCUCAGGCCCUCAUCUCAUCUGUCUGAGGUUUAUUAGUGAUGCUAUGACCUUCCACCACUCUGGGAGUAGAUCCAUAAAAACCAUUUCUCCACUGAGAGAGAGCGAGAGUGAGGGAGCGAGAGAGAGAUGGGAAGGGCGAGGAGUAGGGAGGGAGAAAUGGAGGGGGAGAGCAAGUGGGUGGAGAAUUAGGAGAGGGGGGAAACGAUGGAGAGAGGGGAGGGAGAGCAAGUGGGUGGAGGAUUGGGAGAGUGGGGGGGGUGGGGUGGAGAGGGAAGAAAUAGAGAGCUAGAGCGAACGGGAGAGAGACAGAAAUAGUGAGUUAGAGAGAAAUGAAAAGAGAAAGCUAGAGAAUGCUAGCUAGCUACAGAAAGCCUGUGCUGGCCAUGUGUCUGCUAGUGCCAUCAGCAACAGAGCAGGAGGAGAUGAUUGAACGCAUGCUCCAGCACUAAUAAUAUUGGUGUCAGUCACCCUGGCGCUGGGCUGUCACCGUCACUGCUGCGCCUUUCAAUCAUCCGCGGCUUUUCACGGGGAGGCGCUUUCUACCGCUGCCCCUGACCCUCCGCGCCAGCUGGUGGCUGGUAGUAUCCCAGAUAACGCUCACCAUCUUCAGGUGACAUCUUGACAUUCACGCCUUCAGGAAGUGAAUAGGAGGAGAAUAGAAUAGUGGAGGAUAUCCAUUAGUAUUGGCGCUGUAGUGAUUUCAGUGUGUGUGAGUCUUUGUUGGGGAUGGUUGUGUGUGUGUUGGGGGGGGGGGGGAUUUUGAGUGUGUGUGUAGGCUCUCAUGAAGUCUGUAAUAGACAAACACAAUACAAGUCUACAACGAUCACAACCGUUCCUUAGGUCUAGCCCACAUCUAUAUUUCUCCCUCUCUCGCUCUCUCUUUCUCAUUGCUCUCUCGCCCUAUUUCUCCCUCUCUCACUCUCUCACUCUCUCACUCACUAUUGGCUAAGAUGGCGGCGACGGAUUGCUAGUGUUUUUUUCGAGUUUUUCUCAAAUUUUAUAACAACGUUUGUUUCGUGCAUUACUUCAUACACCUGUGUAGAACUAUUGGAAUAUGAGUCUCUGGGUACUCACCGUCCACCUGACCUUCCUGAAUUCCCGGAGAUGGUAGAACAAUGGUCUAGCUUCUUCGGUGAGGCGCCGGGAUUCCUACCGGAGAGUAGGAAACGAAGACGGAGAGGCCGUCGUGGGGGGAUCUUAGUGAGAUUGAGACGCCUGGUGACCCGUACUAAGCAGGACGCGUGUGGUAAACUAUGCAGGAUGCCUACUCACAGCAUUAUUGAACUCAACUGGUAUCUCUUCAAACUAAGAGCGGAUGUGUAUCUCCUACUCUCUCCAUGCAUCUAGCCUCUGGAGUUUGAUAGUGUUGCAGAUGUGCCUUUUUAUCUGUUAAACUACUUCCGUCCUGCCUCCACUCCUUAGAGCCCAUACAAAAGACUAGGACUGUGUCCUAAAUGGCCCCCAAUUCCUUAUAUAGAGCACUACUCUUGACAAGGGCUGGUUAAAAGUUGUGCACUACAUAGGGAGUAGAGUUGCAUUUGGGCCGUAAUUAGGAGACGCCACUGCUACACAGACCUACAUUAAGAUAGGCCUAGAUACUGAAGGCUUUGUUGGGGCUAAUGCUAUCCGCUAAUAGCGUUAUUCAAUUUCAUAACUUUGCUUAUUCCAUACAGGGGGAAAUACAAUUUAAUUGAGUUUACGCAAGUCAAGUUAAAUAACGCUGCAAUAUCAGAUUCAAAAUCAACUAUGUGUUCAGAUACUACAUUUCAAACACUUAAUCUGUGCUUGAUUGAGCUUGACUCGCGCAAUAGAAAUUCCCCCCAAAAAUCUAGAACUCCAGGCAGGCUAAAGCAAAUGCUAAAAGAUACAAAAUAGUAUUUGAACUCAGGUCUGGAAGGGCUAUGUUCUUCCAAAACUAUAUUUGCUACGUUUCAACUCAAGCAAGGCCAACUAAUAACCUUAUUAAAUAUAUUUGCCUUAGCGAUUCUGAGCGGUAAUUACGAUAAAUGUAAAACACAGGACUAUCCCCCUUCCCUUUAUCAGAAUGUGACGGUAAACGCACAUAGCUCAUUAAACAUGACUAAUUGGGACGACGGCAGUGACGACCACCGGAUGGAUGAUUCUUAGUUAAUUGAGCGACGUAAUGAGCUGAGGUGUGAGAAUUACUGGUUUGAACCUAUUAUAUAAGAUACUAAUGUACUAAUAUUAGACAUUUUUAUGUAUUGGGUUAGAAUGACGGCCAAACCAAGCACUCCAUUGGAGAAGUGUGUGUGUCUUCCUGUGUGUGUGUGUUUGCGUAUCAGUGUUUCUCCUAGAAUUGUCAGUGGCGAUGGUGGGGGGGUUGUAGAACGACUGUGAGAAGUUAACUUCUGGUGUCUUUUUAAAAUUACAUUUUAAUUCAUGUUGACACCAUCUGAAAUAUAAGUGAUGGGAGCCACUGCACUGUAGGGAGAUGAUGAGGAGCCACUGCUUACUCUGUUUGCUUAAAACAUAAGUUGUAAUUGUCACUCUGACCUUAAAGGGAUAGUGCGAUAAUUUGGCAAUUAAGGAUAACAUUUUUAUGUCUCUGCGUGCCGUUUGAAGGUAGUUUCGCCAAAAAUGUAUUGGAAUGGCGGCAAUGAUUUAAAUCGUCCCUCUCUUCGAAUCCUUUUAUUGAUGUAGGAAAGUAGCUCUCCUCUUCUUGUCUCUCUAUGUCUGUCAAUGUAUCUCUAUAUAUUUCUUCUUAUGUAUCUGAUUUAUCUCCUAUCUCUCUUCUCUAUUUCUCGUCUAUCUCUCUCUUUCUCUCUCUCUCUCUCUCUCUCUCUCUCUAUCUCUCUCUCUCUCUUCUCUGUCUCUCUUCUCUCUGUCUCUCUCUCUCUCUGUCUCUCUGUCUCUGUCUCUGUCUCUCUCUCUCUCUCUCUCUCUCUCUCUCCGUCUCUCCCACCACCCCCCUAUCUUCUCUCCCUCUCUCGCUGGCCUUUUUAGCUCACAAAUCUCCAUCCCGGACCCCAUGCUAAUGAUACUAAUUGCCAGUGUAAUUAUUUAUUGAUCCCUGUGAGUGUUUUGUGUUUCAAGUUUCAAAGUGUACUUGUCACGUGCACGGGAUACAGCAGGUGUAAAACAGUACAGUGAAAUGCGUUCUUCCAAACUCUUUCCCAAUAAUGCAGUAAUACAUGUAAUAAUAUAGAUAAGAAAACACAAGAAAUACGAGAGAAAACCCCCACAAGAAUGAUAUACUGGAUUGAUUGAGGUAGAUAUGUACAUGUAAAAAGUGACUGGUAGCAGGAUAAAUAUGAAUGGUAAUAGUAAUCAUAAUUUUCAACCACAAAAAUAUAAACGCAACAUGUAAAGUGUUGAUCCCAUGUUUCAUGAACUGCGAUAAAAGAUCCCAGAAAUGUUCCAUAGGCACAAAAAGCUUAAUUCUCUCAGAUUUUGUGCACGAAUGUGUUAAUAUCCCUGUUAGUGAGCAUUCCCAAUUUAGGGAGGAGAGAGACUGUUAGGCUUGGAAGAGUGCAUGUGUCUGUGUGUGUGUGUGUGUGUGUGUGUGUGUGGUGUGUGACCUGAUGGUCAGGAGAGCAGUUUUCCAGUGGAAAACUACAGCCCGCCUAAAGAGGGGUGGGAUUUUUCCUCUGACGUGUGCGUAUAAAAAUAUUGUACGACUAUUUUGUUUCAGAACGUUCUCAUGAAUAAAGCCUGAUGAUUGUAUGCUGGGCUGCUUGGUCUGAUUAUUAGAGAUUUACAACCUCUGGGAUACAGACUGAGUAAUACGUUCAUUUUUGAAACAUUGAGAUAGAAAUUCUCGUAACAUGACUUUAACUAUCACUUAGGCCUAGUCAGAGAUACAUGUUGAAAGUGUUUUUUACACUUUUGGGAAGCUGAUACCUGAAAUAUUGACUGUAGUGCCAAUGCUUGCUGCCUUCACAGUGGAAAAUAAACAGUCUUUCUUACAAGACUGAAACACAACACAAUACCUAGCUGUGCAUUUAAAUACGAUUCAAGGCUUGUCCAAGGGCCACUCGUUACAAGUAGGAACAACCAAUCACACUCCCAUCUCCACAUUGCUCGUUGCCAUGGCGUUAUAGGCCUAUCUGACGUGAGAGAUUGGCCCCCUGAGAGAUUUUACAGUUGGCUUGUAAUGACCGGUAUUCUAAAACAACUGUGUGUGUUUGUGUUAGUCAUUCUAGGCACUGUGUGUUUGUGUGUGAAACAUGCACAUACGUGUGUGUGUGUGUGGCGCUAGGUGCACCUGCAUCGUUGUGUGUGUGUGUAUGCCCUAUGUCCCCCCCCCCGUGACUAAGCCGUGAUAUGUGACAGUGCUUGACUGUGGGCUGUAGGUCAGGAGUUCCCAGUGGGAUUUCCCCUGGCCUGUCUGUCACACUGGUGAUGAGUCAGCGCACGACACACAUACUAUACACUUUGCUAUUGGAAGUACAGCUCACGAGUAGGACAUGUUCCAUGAAGCUUUGGACGUUGGUGUCAGUGCCUAACCCAAGUGCUUUAAAUUUGCAUUUGGAAAAGCGCUGUUUAAAAUCCAAUUAGUUUUAAAAAGUGCUACAGACACAGUUGGGCAAAUAGUAGAGGGACAGACCGAGAUGCGCGCACAAAUGUUUUUAUUUACUUUGAGAGGAGUCUCUUUCUCUUUAAGAGACUCCAGCGAUGUCUCCUUAAGCUCAGCUGGGAUUCUGGGUAAUUUAUGAGCGAGAAAGGCGGAGAGGGUAAUAGGUGCAGAGAGAGUGAGACUGAGUGAGACAGAGAGCAGGCAUACAGGCAGGUAGCACACACACACACACACACACACACACACACACACAGAGAGAGAAGCCCAGUGGAAUGUAUGAAUAGUUUGUGCUGUGAAAUGCCAGGCUGUUUUGGUGUAUGUGUGGAAUGUGGCAGCGUGUAUUUAGUUACGCCCUCGCUUGUGUGUGUUUAUUUAUAGAGCAGGACCUCUGUCUAUAUAUGUGUGUGUGGACUUGACCACUCACAGAAUCAGACCGUUGUGUAUCCAUGCAUGAUGCAUACUCAUACAUGUAUAAAUGUAUGAACGCACAUUUAAUGAAUAGGGGGGAGGGGCAGAUAUUAGUUUUUAUUUCUAAUUUAUUAGUUUUACAAAUUUUUCUUUGAAAUUCAGUUUAGUUUCAAGUAGUUUCCAGACCUGAUUUACUCGUUUUUAUUCAGUUGUAGUUUUAAUAAAACAAUUCUAUUUAGUUUAGUUUUAUAUUAUUUAGUGUUAGGGAUAGAAGUAGCCUGUGCCUGGGAGGAUGGAGACAUUUGUGUUGUAUAGUUUUUGUGUUUUUUGGGAUGACACUUCUUGCCACUGGGGGGCAGUAAUGCAUAAAGUGAUGGGUCAGCUCAUAGGUUAGGUUUACUUGACUUGGAUUUAAAAGGAUUAGCGCCUAGACUCGCAAAAUAAAUAUGGUGGAAGGAAACUCUCUUGACCGACCACUGGUGGUUUUCAUCUGAAUGUCAAACAAAUCACUUCAAAAAUUAGGUUACGUGACCAGACCGCAUCCGAUACAUGGGCUACGCUUACAUUUCCUCUGCCUCAACGACGAUGGCAGUAUUAUCAGCAGCACCUGUAUUUUUAUAAAUACAUGUGUUAACUUAGGUAAUUUUUCUGUUAAAGUUUAAUAUUUGUAUUUUCUCUGCCCGGCUCUGAAAGCGCCUCAUUGUUUAAGCUGAGAAAUUCUAUUAAAAAAAAAAAGAUUACUAGUAUUAUUGUUAUGAGGCCUGAGGCAAUUUCCUCUUCUGCCUAAUGGUAAGUCUGUCACUGGUCCCGCUCAGACUGUUUAACAUUGAAAAAAACUGUGUCCGUUUCUGUCUAACGGCUAGGCUCUACCAUAGACACCAAUGCAUUAUCAGCUGGGUCUGGUCUGCUUGGUUCAUUGACUGUAUAUGAACCAGAAAAAAUGAGGGAGUGGGAUGUCUCGCUUCCUCUUCCGUGUUUGGUUUAGCUCGCCGUUUGGCUAGGCUAACUUCACUGUUAGCAAGUGAUUGAUAGUGAUGCAUAAGGCCUAUUUGAAACAUUGCCAUCACCUGGCAGCAUUUACCCACCAGAUUUAAGAAACUUGAAAACCCCAUUUGAAGAAGAAAAAUCUUGAAAACCCCAUUCGAUUUUUGCCCCAAGUUUUUUUUCUUUUCUUUUUCGGAACAUAAUUCAUUAUGGUUUUUAUUUUAGUUAGUUUUGGAGUCAAAGAUAAUAGCAUCAGUAUAGUUUUAGUUUUUCAAACGGCUUUGUUAAUAAUUUUUUCAUGAUUAGUUUUAGUUUUCUUUUCAGUUUUAGUUUACUAUAAUAACAUUGGUGUGUGCGCACACAUGUGCAUAAUUAAGCAGUAAGGCCCGAGGGGGUGUGGUAUAUGGUCAAUAUACCACGGCUAGGGCUUUUCUAAUGCACAACGAAACGCGUAGUGCCUGGAUACAGCCCUUAGUCGUAGUUUGUUGGCCAUAUAUACCACGAACCCCUGAGGUGUCUUGUUGCUGUUAUAAACUGGUUACCAACGUAAUUAGAGCACCAUUUUUUUUUGGGGGGGGGUAAUACCCGUGGUAUACGGUCUGAUAUACCACGGCUGUCAGCCAAUCAGCAUUCAGGACUCGAACCACCCAGUUUUAUAAUUUGAAAAUAUACCGUCCAGUGUAGGUUAGCCACCACAGUAAGUGUGUCUUCUUCUUGUAGGCUAUAGGUCAGCUUUCAAACCCAGAAGAAUACCAUUACUCUUCACUACCCAGUAGAACUCUGGUGUGUGUCCCAAAUGGCACCCUGUUCCCUAUAUAAUAGUGCACUACAUUUGACCAAGGGGCCAAUGGGCUCUGGUCAAAAGUAGUGCAUUAUAUAAGGAAUAGGGUGCCAUUUGGGACGUAACCGCUGUCUCUGUGUACUAUGUACUGUAUCUUAACCCUUUCAAAUCCACCCCCGUGAUGGAUUAACCCUUCAAGGUCCUUCUCUCCAGGCUCUGGUGUCGUGGGGCUACCGUGUGUCUGACUAAGUGCCCGACUCAAAUUCAGAUUGAUGGAGACUAGCUUGCACUUCUCUCAUGACUGGGUUGAAUAUGGCCCCUGUGGGCAUCUGGAGAAGGAUCGGUAGGAUUGUAGUGGAGUGAAGUGUGUGUGUGUAUAGUCGGUUUUGUCCAGAUGGGAGACUGGCCAAGGCCAUUAGUGAAUAAAAAGACUGUUGUUUCAGGUAAUGGCUCAGUGGACAUGUGGACACACACACACACACAAACACACUCCUCUACAAUCCUCCCAAUCCUUCUCCAGAUACCCAUUGCGAGUCGAGGAAGGUUCCCGUAAACCAGCAAUCCCUCUCUCUCUCCACUGGGCUGCAGGGGGAACAAGGGGUCUUUGUUAACUGAAUUGAUAUCCAGCUGGCUGUCCCUUUCCUGUCUCUCCCUGUCUCUCCCUGCUUUUCUUCCCGCUGUGAGAUGGAUAGAUUAAGAGAGAAAGAUGCAGAGUUAAAGAGGUGGAGGGGGGGAGGAAUGGAGGGAGAGAGAAAGGGGGAUAUUAAUGCGUAGAGUUACUGUACUCGUCCACUGUAGUUCUUGGCCAAGGGAUGGUUUGGAAGUGGGAGGGGGAGGGAGCGGGAGUGAAAGAAAGUAGAAAAGGGAGAAACGGGAUAUUGACGAGAGUCGUGUUGCAAGCAAUUUAGGCAGAUGGUGAGGAACCUGAGGGAGAGAGGAAGAGAUAACUGUUCUCUUCUGUGGAUCAAUCAGAUGUAGUGAUAAGACUUUGGAUUACACCACCCUUUACACACUCAUGUUCACGAUAGCAAACUGCAUAUCUGUUGGGACUCUUUCCUUUGUCUUUCUGUAACUGCAACUGUGCUCUGAUAUUGUACUGUAUAAAACGCGGCUAACUCAAGGCUAGACCCACUGUUAUGCCGUCUCUCCUAACGCUUCUCUCUCUCUCGUUCAGCCUCUUCAGAUCGACGACAACUUCUGCGGCCAGGACUUUAACCAGCCGCUGGGUGGGACCAGCACUAUAGAAGGGAUACCGCUCUUCAUCGACAAGGAUGACGGCAUGACCUCGGUGGCCGCCUACGAUUAUCGUGGCAACACUGUGGCCUUCGCCGGCACGCGCAACGGCAGGGUAAAGAAGGUAUGA
Messenger RNA from Coregonus sp. 'balchen', 11426 nucleotides. The record is from the annotation of a GenBank genome assembly. Lineage: Eukaryota; Metazoa; Chordata; Actinopteri; Salmoniformes; Salmonidae.